CACAUUCACAUCUCUUCAUCUCAACCUUGCAACAGUUGCAGUCAUCGAUCCAGGGAAGGGAAAGAAAAUGUCAGUUUCGCUUGACUCUCCAGAACAGACCACCACAAACUCAUUUUCUCAUCUCCUCAACAGCAUUUCCUCCUAUGAUGGCAAUGUCAUGCUAGCUGCUGUCAUAUCUUUGCUUCUUGUCAUCCUCUUCGUUCUGCUUCUCCAUGUCUACGCCAAAUGGUUCUUGGCUCAAGCUCGCCGAAGAAGUCGAUCUUCCUCCAUGUCUGUGUCUCACGUCUUCCGCCCUGAUCGAUUCCACCAUUUCCAUGCAUUCACGUUCGACACUACUUUCCCGAGCUCCCCAUCAAAGGGCCUCGAUUCCUCUGUCAUUUCAUCCAUUCCAUUGUUUGUUUACACAAUGGAGGAGUACAAGCACGGUUUAGAGUGUGUUAUCUGUUUGAGCCCAUUCGAGGACGAUGAUGUUGGGAGGAAUUUACCCAAGUGCGGGCAUUGUUUUCAUGUGGAGUGCAUCGAUAUGUGGCUGCAGUCUCACUCAAAUUGCCCCAUUUGCAGAGCUCCUGUGUUGAGUAACGAUAAGGUUGCGGAUUCUGAAGUAAGUUCUUUGGAAAGUGUGGGAGUUUUAUUGAACCGUGAGGUGGGAGUGAUUGAUGGAAGCCUUAGAUCGGACAAUCUGACUGAAUUAUCAGAGUCAAACAAUUGUCCAACUGCGGCUGCAGAUGAUGAUAUUCUACCAGCAUCGUCUUCUUCCUUGACGCUGUCAUCUUCCCUUGGUUGCUCUUUGAAGAGAAUGCUGAGCAGGAACAGAUCAGAGCGCAAGGUUUUUCCCUCAUCCAACGCCAGUGAGAUGGAAGUUUGAGUAAAGACAAAAGAGUCUGAUUUGCCUGUUAAUGUUCAUAAACUCUUCACUUCGCAGACAACUUUGUAUAGAUUUCUUGGGAAACCUGUUAUCAUCUUCCUCCGAGUUUCUCAUUGGACCAGGGGGUCAAAACCUAUGGUUUUUAGUUACAUUUCAUUGAUUA
Molecule: messenger RNA, 1028 nt
Organism: Theobroma umbraticum
Lineage: Eukaryota; Viridiplantae; Streptophyta; Magnoliopsida; Malvales; Malvaceae
Gene: ATL63
Product: TOXICOS EN LEVADURA 63
Biological process (GO): protein ubiquitination
Molecular function (GO): transferase activity
Source: RefSeq, a predicted model, not a curated record